CGGUUCCAGCUCAGCUGCGCAGCGUCAUAUUCACGAAGAGGAAGCGCGCUUCGGGGUUGUCCACAUCGCUACGCAAUUUGCGCAGAGCUUGGAGUAAUGGCGUCUGUGCGAGACGAGCUCACUAGACUCACAAAAUGAAGAGACGGAGGGACUGUAUAUGCUAGCAGAGGGCCUUUAGAAGGGUUAGUGGGCACGGGAUCGCAGUGAGACUUGACGGGAGUGAAGGACUUGGAUCUGUGGAGCGCGAUGAUCAAGCUGAAGUCAAAGCAGACGCGCACGUAUGACCGAGACGGCUAUAAACAGCGCGCGGCCUGCCUGUGCUUCAGAAGCGCGCGCGAGGAGGAGGUGCUGCUGGUGAGCAGCAGCAGUCAUCCGGAGAGAUGGAUCGUUCCUGGAGGAGGCAUGGAGCCGGAGGAGGAGCCCAGUGUUGCUGCUGUCAGGGAGGUGUGCGAGGAGGCAGGAGUAAAAGGUACAUUAGGAAGAUUGGUAGGCGUUUUUGAGAACAGAGACAGGAAGCAUAGAACGUAUGUCUAUGUUCUCAUCGUAACCGAGGUUCUGGAGGACUGGGAGGAUUCAGUAAAUAUUGGGAGGAAGAGGGAGUGGUUUAAGACGGAAGAUGCCCGGCGUGUGCUGCAGUGUCACAAACCUGUGCAGGCGUCUUACUUCGAAGCCCUUCAGCAGGACUGUAUGACCAGCAACGGCACUUACAACAUGAAUCAAAACUCUCUCUCCAGCAUCAGAUAACUAGCACAACAAACACAGGAGCCUCUGCAAAAUUCACCAUGAUUUUCAACCUUUCCCCCCCCGACUGAACACUUAUUACAACUAGCACGGUUUUUAAUUUCAGCACAGUGAAAAUGAAAGCUGAUUGCCUUGCCAACCUUUCUUAGUGUUCAGAUGAAGAUCACAGUCUGGGCUCACAGUGAGAUAGAAGUCUAGAAUACUUUUCAACUGACAGUUUGUCUGCUGCUUCUUAGAUCUGAAUGAAUACUUGCAUGAGAUACUCUUUUUUUUCUAAUGCAACCUCACUUUACUGUUGUGUCUUGAAAUAAGUAGUGCUUGUCAUGAUGUUGUGGCCCUUUCAUUCUGCAGCGUUUGCCUUUAGCCUCUAUGGAUAUGCUGUUAUACAGAGUGGGUUGAAUUUUUGCAUGAAUCGCAUAUUCAUAGUCUAAGUUCUUUAAACUGCUAAACAAAAGAAAUAUUGCGUCUUAAAUUGAUCAGAGUAGGUGAAAUCUUGCCAAUAUUACAUACUCACGUCGGGGAUUUCUCUCAGACGCAGCUGCUGUCAGGUUCGUUCUCAAGAGCACAUUUGCUAAAUGUUGUAAUGUCGAUGGGGUUUACUGGUUUGUGAGUGCAUUCAAGCUGGUUUUGAUUGAGGAACGUCUAGUGUUCUGGUUCUGCAGUCCCAGAUGUCCCGGUUUUCAUCUGCACCAUUUAUUCAAGUGGCUUAAUGCGAUGCUGGUCGGUUCAGUUGAGUGCACUUGUUUUGUUGUGGUACAGGACUUCAUUUCAGACAGAAGAGAGGUGUGGAAGGACAUUGUGAGCUUGUCUCAGCAGCUGUUGAUUCUUCCUUUCUGAAGGGUUUUACACCAGUAUUACACAUUGUUCAGUUUUAGUGAUUAUUUCAGUUUGUCUUCUGUCCGCUUAUAAACUAUAACCAGAGAUUGUGUGUGUGUGUGUGUGUGUGUGUGUGUGUGUGUGGAUCUGUGUACAGUAUGUGGGUUUGUGUGUGUGUGUGAAGGAAUGUGAAUAAUUAAAGGACUAGAUGCCAAGGUUAUCUGUCUGCGUAAUACAUUGCCUCUUGUGUAAGAGGAUUGAUUUCAUUUCAAAUGUUUACAACUUGAUUGUAGUUUCUGUUCAGACACUGGAUAUUCACUGACCUCUUUUCAUUUGUUACAGAUGACUGUUAAUGGUGCCAUUUC
This is a messenger RNA of Cyprinus carpio (common carp), 1922 nucleotides long. RefSeq names its product diphosphoinositol polyphosphate phosphohydrolase 1-like. Gene Ontology annotation, cellular component: cytoplasm; nucleus. The record is from RefSeq and is a predicted model, not a curated record. Lineage: Eukaryota; Metazoa; Chordata; Actinopteri; Cypriniformes; Cyprinidae. Gene Ontology annotation, molecular function: bis(5'-adenosyl)-pentaphosphatase activity; bis(5'-adenosyl)-hexaphosphatase activity; endopolyphosphatase activity. Gene Ontology annotation, biological process: adenosine 5'-(hexahydrogen pentaphosphate) catabolic process; diphosphoinositol polyphosphate metabolic process; diadenosine hexaphosphate catabolic process.